This is a messenger RNA of Cyprinus carpio (common carp), 2731 nucleotides long. Its product is annotated as putative nuclease HARBI1. The transcript has 5 exons. The record is from RefSeq and is a predicted model, not a curated record. The coding region runs from base 968 to 2299 and encodes 443 amino acids. NCBI's taxonomy places the organism in Eukaryota, Metazoa, Chordata, Actinopteri, Cypriniformes, Cyprinidae.
UCGAGGGGAAGAAAAUUAACAAGAAAUAGGAAGUAUGAAAAGAAAGACAGUGCUGUCUUCGCUUCAGUGUUUUCAUAAGUGUUUCAAAAUAUUACUGAAGUUAGUUGAAAAACAACUUAAAUGUGAUUUGAAAUUGGAAAAUUUGUAUUUAUGCAUUUGAAACUUAGAAGGGAAAGAUUUAUUAGAUGGAAUUAAUUUUCAGUUUCUGUAUGAGUAAAACCAAGCAACACACACAAAAAAAGUACUCAGAAAACAGUAGACAUAAUCACAUUCCCCAAAGACUUGUGUAAUAUCUCGGGUUUUAGGUGCCCUGGAACUUUUCAAUGAACCUGAACGAUUCAGAUUGAAUCACCGACGAUUCAUGGAACCGAGAACCGUCUCGCACUCGGACGUCCGAUUCGUAGUAAGUGUAUUUGGAGGACUUGACUUUUGUAAGAGAUGUAAGUUACUUUAAAAGCUGAAUAGCAGAAAUGUUACACACUGGAAAUAUCUUCACGACUUGAUCAAAAAGUAUACGAAACAUUUGGUUUAAAUAAAUAGUGUUUUAUUAAAACAGUCUUAAAUUCUUUUCAAAGAAGAGAUGAGUUUUAGAAAUGAGUAUUGCUUAAUGCAAAUUAUAUUUACAGUUUUCACAUGAAUUUGUUAUAAAUUAUUUUCAACAUGAAACUGCAAUAAACAAUGUUAUUUAAAAAAAAAAAAUCCAAUUCAUUGAGGACCUCCAGUCACUCACUUCUUGUAUCGAUCAAAUUCAGACUGAGUCUUGUAGAGAACAAGUUAAAAGAGAAAUAGUGUAGCCUAUAAAAUAAAGAUUUGUAAAGAGACAUAUAAUUUACGGUCUUUUUGUUACAAAAAUCACUUUGCCGUUAUCUAUAACUAAUAAUAGCUACUAGCUUUAAGCGUGAUUUAUUCAACAGAUGGAUGUCGUAUUGAAAUCUUAUAGGACCAAUCCUAGUUGUUGAAUGUGCGCAUGCGCAGUAGGUACAUCUGUCUAACAACAGAAGCUAAUGGAAAGAGAGGAUCGUCUGUUUUAAAGAUGGAGGUUCGUGAAGAGAACACGGCGGACGCAGGACAGGGUCACAAAUGGGAGUCGCUGUCUCACUGGGAGCUGGACCAGCGACUGGACCGCGCAGUGGAAGAGAUGAUAGAGGCUGACCUGGUGGCCCAGGUCCAGGAGCAGAUGACCUCUGUGUUAAUGCAGGCCUCUCAACAGGAGGAUUCAGAGCCACCAGAUGAGGCAGAAAAAGCCACUCCUCAGCAGUCAGAGUCUAGGACAGCUGUUCAGGAGUCUGCCUCGCAGCGUUCACAUGAUACUGAAGCCAUGGAGGCAAAUCCUACAGUACAGUAUGUGACAAAUUUUUUGCAAAGCUCCAGCGCAAGCAAGAACCGAUUGUCUGGUAGAGCUAGACGCUCCUUGUCUCACACUGUCCUCCUGUCCCUCACUCUCCUGUCCAAAUGCAUCACCUAUCGCAGCGUAUGCUCUAGGUUCCAUCUGGAGAAGGGAAAUCUUUACAGGAUCUUCUCCACUUUCUGUGAUCAAGUGAUCGCACAAAAGGAUCGGCUCAUUCAGUGGCCUACAGGACAGGAGGCCCUACAACAUCUGCUUCCUUUCUCCUGCUGGCUGAGUCGUAAUGAAGCUCUGGAAGAGAGCGGUCUUCCUCGAGUGCUCGGUGUGCUGGGUGACACACGCAUCCCCAUCCGCCUGCCCACAGGCAAACCGGACCGCGAGAGUGACACUCCAGUAGCCAAGAGACCAAAGAACCAACCACAUCCAGAUUCAUGGCUGAACUUGGAGCUGGUCUGCAAUGACGAAGGCCGCUUCAUUUACUGCCACAUCAGUAAAGGAUCACAAAAAGACAGAGGAAGAGCGUUAGCUGAAAGGAUUCGGCAAAACCCUGAGAUGGUGCCUCCAGGAACCUGCCUGAUAGCCGGAGUCGGAUACCCGCUCACAGAACAAAUACUUACUCCAUUUCCACCAGGUCAAAACCCGCAGGAAAACCUCUACAACAGAUCGGUGGGGAACCAUUUAGACCGAAUCCACCAGGCUGUGGCGGACUUAAAAGAGCGAUUCCAGAAAUUGAGAUAUUUAGAUAUGGGAAACUACGACAAGGCGAAAGCAGUGGUUCUGGCUGCUUGUGUAUUACACAAUGUUUAUCUGGACAUGGGGGACGUGACAAAGGGACUUGUAGAGAGAAGCACACCAGAAGACAUGGAGGAGGUAAACAAAGAUGCUGCUGGGGUGAAAAUGAGGGAGACUGUAGUGAAUCUGCUUUACAGCACAUUGGAAGCAGCACCACAAUAAGUUUUUGAACCAUCAGAGUUUUGGUGGAAUGGACCAAGGUUUCAUUAAAAAUACCUUAAUUUGUGUAUUCAAGAUGAACAAAAGUCUUAUAGGUUUGGAAUAUUUAAAUGAUAAAAGGAGUGUUACUUUUGGGGUGAACUAUGACUUUAAAGCUCUAAGAUCCUGUGUGUAAUUAAUGGAUAUUUGGAUAUAAAACAUAAAAAUAUAAUGUACAAUUUGUCAUUUAUUCACUUUACAUGAAUGCAACAAUUGAAACUAGUUUUUAAAAUAUUUUUACUUUUAGUACUGCGACUUAAACUAAACGUAAGUGAAAAUGUAUGUUUGAGAAGUUUAUUUUAUUUGGUGAUAUGGAGGAAGCUUUAUCAAAAAAAAAAAAAAAAGGGACAAACAUUUUCUAUGAUUUUUAUUAAAACACAAAAAUACUAUGUACAA